Molecule: messenger RNA, 744 nt
Organism: Lactuca sativa (garden lettuce)
Lineage: Eukaryota; Viridiplantae; Streptophyta; Magnoliopsida; Asterales; Asteraceae
Source: RefSeq, a predicted model, not a curated record
AUGGGGUUUGGUGAAAGAUGUAGGUAUUGGAUACAAGGCUGUCUAAACUCAUCAAGAGCUUUGAUUUUCUUGAACGGAUCCCCAACAAAGGAAUUUGAUAUUAGAUGGGGAAUCAGACAAGGCGAUCGUCUAUCUCCACUCCUGUUCAUAAUAGAAAUGGAGGGUCUAAAUAUUGCUAUGAAAGCUGCAUGUGGGAGAGGUAUCUUCAAGGGUAUAAAAAUACCAAAUAGUGAUUUGACCUUGUCACAUCCGUUUUACGCUGAUGAUACACUCUUCAUGGGGGAUUGGAGUGAAGAUAACAUUAAGAAUCUUGCUAGAAUCCUGAGAUGCUUCCAUGUAUCCUCAGGACUAAAAGUCAACUUCAAAAAGUCAAGAGUUUUUGGAAUUUGGGUUGACCCACAAGAAGUUCUAUAUCUUGCUUCACCAUUAGGGUGCAAACCUGCAAAACUUCUGUUCACAUACCUAGGUGUUCUAGUUAGGGCAAACAUGAAGCUAAAAAAGCACUGGAAACCGGUGAUUGAAAACUUCCAACUAAGACUAAAUUCCUGGAAAUCAAAAAAAUUGUCUUUUAGGGGACGAUUAACCCUUACCAAAGCUGUCCUUGGCAGCCUCCCAACUUUCUAUUUUUCUUUGUUUCUUGCUCCCACAUGUAUCCUAAAAACACUGGAAAAGAUAAGGAGACGGUUCCUUUGGGGCGGGUCGGAGAAUCAAGGAAGAUCAACUGGGUUUCGUGGGAAAAUGUGA